Messenger RNA from Anneissia japonica, 2411 nucleotides. Its product is annotated as ribonuclease P protein subunit p25-like protein. The coding region runs from base 634 to 1242 and encodes 202 amino acids. NCBI's taxonomy places the organism in Eukaryota, Metazoa, Echinodermata, Crinoidea, Comatulida, Comatulidae. The transcript is spliced from 7 exons. Gene Ontology annotation, biological process: tRNA 5'-leader removal. Gene Ontology annotation, molecular function: RNA binding. Gene Ontology annotation, cellular component: ribonuclease MRP complex. The record is from RefSeq and is a predicted model, not a curated record.
CACACAUGCCUACAUUACACAUUUUUAGCUUUGUGUAUGGUGUGAUAGAACCCUCAAUCUGUGGGAAUUAGUAUAAAAGUUGGUUUUCGUACAAGCUCAAUUUUGUUGGAGUUAGUUUAGGACGAUUUAUUUUUAACUGGAAUGAAAGCUUAACUUACAUAAACUAGCCUAGGCUAGUCAUUGGAAGGAGGUAUAGCCUAGGCCUCCUAGGCAUCAAAUCAAAGCAAAGGCUUUAACCGGGAGACGGUCACGCAUACCACUGGCACUAAGCAUAAAUAAGGACCUGGGCCUAGAACAAUCGAUCGAGAAACCAGGCUUAACUACAAUGUUAUAAGAACGUUUUGUGUUUGCUGGGUACCUCCUUGAUUCGGUUUGCUUCCUGAGCUCUGAUUGCGCAUUUUUUUACUUCGCAAAAAGUAGAAACAAGUUUGAACUGUUGAUUUUUCUGAAGCGAUAAACUGCGAUAGAAACGUGAUUGCACAUGAACCGACUCGAUUCAUGCAAAUAAGUUCACCUAGUCCCUAGUUGAAACCAGCUUUUAAAGUGGAACAUUACAGGAAAGGAGAGGUAGUCCAAGUGGAUGUGGAUUUAUCCAUUCUAUUUGGUGACAUUAUUAGAAAUGAUGCAGUUUCAAUGAGGAUCAAGAAUGGUAGCAGAGUCCGCAAUUUGAUAGGAUUUGCAGUGAAACGCCUUAAGGAAGAUGGCACUCGGCAGAUGACUUUUUCUGGAACUGGACUGGCAGUCAGCAAGACAAUCACUUGUGCAGAAAUUAUGAAAAGGAAGGUUAAGAAUUUACACCAGAUAACUAAACUAUUUAGAAAAGAAACUGAAGAAUAUUGGGAACCAAUCGAAGAAGGUUUAGACAGAUUAAAGGUAACCAGAAGUGUACCAAGCAUAUGUAUUCUACUAUCAAAGGAUCUAUUAGAUGCCUCACAACCAGGGUACCAAGCUCCAGGAAUAUUUGAUGCUUUAUGGUCCGAUUCAGUCAGUCAUGAAAGGAGGCGGAAACAACCUGUAAAGAAUCACAAGCGUCAUUUUCAGGACAAACAGAAAGUCACUCACAAAAAUGAAGAUAAAUCUGCUUCCUCUGUAAAGAAAAAUCCACAGCAACCUAAAAGUAGUAAAUCCCAGCCAGGAAAUGAAAUGGUCCAGAAAACAAAAAAGAAAGAUGAAGCUAAGUCUAAACCAUUUCAGAAAGUAGGGGACAUGAAUGAAUCAAAUGGGAUUAAUGCACCAUCCUGACGUGUUGGUAUUUUCAGGCUGGUAAUAAUAUUUUAAACAAUUCACACAUGACAAUGCUAGGAGUGUGUUACCUUUUGUUGUCAGGGACGAGUGGUUGUCAAUUAGGCAGAUGAGACAGGAUCAUUGUGAUUCUUGAAACUCGUUCUCGUCAGCUUUGUAUCUAACAAGAAACUCAAAGAUUGUUGCAGACAGCAUGAUUGUUCUGGCACCAACCUGAUGCUUACAUUAGGCUGGGCCUGGCAACGAAAUAUUCUUUGCGGUGUAAUUUGAACAAUCAUUCGCCUGUAUGCAGCUCACAUGCUAAUGUAUAUGACUAUAAUAGCAAUACAAAAAUAGCCUCUCAGUGGGAGCAUGUGUCUACAGCUUGGCAUUUUUUGUUUUUUUAGUAAUUUCUAUGUGGAAACUCAAUUAUUAUAAAAUUACUUAUUGAAACCUGAGACAACUAUAGAAGGAGAUUGGAAACGACCCGAGAUUUCCUUUGUUCUUCCAUCCCGGCGAUUCGUUGUGUGUUGCAUGCUUUUGAUAUGCAAAUCCAAUCAACCAAACACUGUUGCUGCCAAUUGAAUGCUUACUGCGCAUGCUCAGUUCAUAAUCACUGAGCCAUGUAAAUGAAAACUUUUUCGCGGCCGAAACGGCCCUACGCCCCUAGGCCUAUAAUGGCUAGGCCACACUGUAGGCCUAAACUAGGGCAUAAUUUAAGGCAGUAUUUAUUAUCAUGUAAUCUAUAAAGAUAUUUAAUAUAGGUACAAACAGGUUUAGCUAAUCUUUUGGUAUAUUACCUGUCAAUGACUAAUAGUUCAUGAAUAUUAAAGAAAAGUGUAUUUUAAUAGCUGAUGUUUCCAACAUUCAAUUGCUCAAAAAGCAGUAAUUAAUACGAAAAUAUGUCAAUUGGACUGUAUGUACAUAUUCUCUGAUUUUCAACAUGACUUACUAGGUACACACAAAAAUACCAUUUCUGUUGUGGUAAAUGAUUUCAGAACAUAUAUGUGCUUAUAAAUGUGUGUAAACUGUACUAUGGAUUUAGUGUAUUUCAUCAAUUCACGCAUUUUACCGAGUGUCGGGACCCGGUUAGGCCUAGCCCUGGACGGCUGAGGGUAGGGGUUGCCGAAUUACAAGCCUAUUGUGGCCUUAUGUACGCAUACCAUAAAUUUCAGACAUUUAAACUGGAA